Misgurnus anguillicaudatus (oriental weatherfish) is the source of this 1374-nucleotide messenger RNA. It is a transcript of the gene rnf215, whose product is annotated as ring finger protein 215. NCBI's taxonomy places the organism in Eukaryota, Metazoa, Chordata, Actinopteri, Cypriniformes, Cobitidae. The record is from RefSeq and is a predicted model, not a curated record.
GUUUGCUAGGUACAGAUAGGAGGAGCAAGCCGUAGAAGUCAAUCGGACGUCGCAUUUGUUUACAUCUGGAGGAUGUGGCAGAACAGAGACAGUAUGGCUCAAACUUUUAGUCUAUGACUUACCGUCACAUGUAACAUCAAAUAACAAGGAUCAUGGGCGCUUUAGCGUGUCUGUCUGUGCUGUACUGGCUGUUGUUUAGCCCAGUGGUGUCCGGUGAACAGGUGGCAUUUGUAGAGGUGUUUCUGAAAGACCAUCAGGAUGUUUUACAGGGCGAGGUGGUCCAGGAGAGUGUGGAAAACGAGAACCAUGACAAAAAGAAACAUGAACUCAAAGGGGACCUUGUUUUGAUAAAAGACAAAGCUCUUGAAACUAAUAGUGAAAACAGCAAUGAAAAUGAUCAGAACCCCUGGAUAGGAGUGGUACCGGUCCAAAUGGAGGAGGGCACAGUCUCUAGUAACAGCAACCAGGAGUCAUUUGCUGCCUCUGUGGUUAAUAAGAUGAAGCGAGCUCUUGUUUUGGGUGCAUCUGCUUUGAUCAUACUGGCCCUAAACCAGAAUACUGUCAGAGAGAUGGAUCUCUCUCAGGUCCUCUCUAAGCCAAUCAUUGUUAUUCAGACAUCAGAAAAUGUCACCAAGCUUAUCGGAGCACUCCUCAGGGGCCUUCAUGCAACAGCAAAAAUCACCUAUAAGACUUUUCUACAGGAUAGCCUGGGGGCCACCCUGACCCUUUGGUCGAGCUGUGGGCGCUCGAGAGGUGGGCUGUACGGCGAGUGGCAGGGGGUCAUAUGCACCGGAGAGACCAACUCUCAAGUUCAAAAAUAUCUCCAGCAGCUGUGGAACACUGUUGUUCUGGUGGCCCUGGUCCUCUCCACCGGUGUCAUAGUUCAAGCACGCUGGCAGUUUCAGGACAACCAGUUUAAUGACGAUUCAGAGUCACACCUCAAGCAGGACAUUUUAAAGAGAUUAUCCGCGCUGAAGACCAGAAUAUACCGGCAACCUAAAUUAAGGUGUGACCUCACACAAACUCAACCAGUGGAGACAGACAAUUGUGCAGUUUGUCUCGAGCAAUACAACAACAACCAGUGUUUGAGGGUGUUACCGUGUCUCCACGAGUUUCACAGAGAUUGCGUGGAUCCAUGGCUUAUCCUGCAGCAGACCUGUCCUCUCUGCAAACGCAGUGUGCUUGGUAAUUGUUAUUAACUGGACCAGGAUGCAUUUUGGAAUAUUCUGGUUUGGUGAAAUCAGACUCUCUUUUUCUUAAGUGGUUCAGAUUUUCAUUGCAACUAAACUCCUCCUGUGUAGUGUAUGGUCAGGAUGCAUCAAUGGCAACGAUCUUUGACCAAAGACUAUGAACCUUGACUUCUUACAUCAGGGC